Pyrenophora tritici-repentis Pt-1C-BFP is the source of this 1305-nucleotide messenger RNA. Its product is annotated as TPR-16 domain containing protein. Gene Ontology annotation, molecular function: protein binding. Lineage: Eukaryota; Fungi; Ascomycota; Dothideomycetes; Pleosporales; Pleosporaceae. Gene Ontology annotation, cellular component: Golgi apparatus; TRAPP complex. The record is from RefSeq and is a predicted model, not a curated record.
GUCGUUUCGGGCGAUGAGCGACGUCGAACUGCCCUUGUCCGGCGCACGACAAAGGGUCCCCUCGACGAUGACAUAGUUGAUGAUCCCCUUGCCGAAAGCGCACCCACUCAACCCUCUCGUAUCCGCUCUCCAGUACGUGCUGAGGCAUCUCAACAACCACACAAUGGCCCAACUCGUGGCAUCGACGACAUGCCGUCCAAAGACUUUAGUUUCCUGCAAGACCCACAAGCAUACCACGUCCUCUCCGUAACCAAUGUACCUCCACCUUUUCUCAAUGCGCCCCAUGCGCCGCCCGUAUCCUCGCCUAUAGACUCACUACUAUUAUCCGGACACUACCGUCUUGCUGCUGUUGCUGCCGCGCGCAACCUCGUCUCAGCUGCGCCAGGCGACCAUGACACACUAUUCCAUUUGGUACAUAUCCGCCUAGCAUGUCUCUGUCUAUUGCAAGAGCAUGCGCUGGCUGCGCAGGAAGCGAAAGUUUUGGGCGAUUUGAAUAGUGCCUUCUACAGGCACCCUCUCACCAACGCGCAUCUCGUGCCUUGGGAUCUGCGACUUUUGGUGGUGCGACUGGCUGCGCUGGGGUAUGGAGAGUGGCGCAAGGGCAUAAUGGGAUACUAUGAGCUUGCGCGCGAGUGUCGGGAGAACAUACUCAGGCGUCCAGACGACGAAAAGCCAAUGUGGCGGUCUCGAUUACGAGACUGUGGUAUUCGCGUCGCAAACGUUCUGGUAGAGAUGGGCGAUCUCGAGGGCGCGGGAAGACAUCUGGGCACGCUCGUUGCUGAUGGUGAGCAAUCGAGAGAGAUUUCCAUUAUGGAGACACUGGUGUGGUUGAGGGUGGGCGACAUGCAGUCAGCACGGCGUUGUCUAGCACGAGCUUCCGAGGUAUCCCCAGAUGAGUUGGUGGACGACACACUCAGAGCCCUUGUUCAGUUGGCUGACGCCGACUAUCCCGCUGCGACGGCUUCCUUUGAGGCUCUUCGCGAGAAGUUUCCCGAAGAUGCCAUGGUUGCGCAGAACCUCGCCGUCUGUUUGCUUUACACAGGACGCAUCUCGGAUGCGGCUAAUAUCCUGAGCGAGCUGGUAGACCAGAGUCCGCCUUUCCACUCACUAGUUUUGAAUUUGAGCACAGUGUAUGAGCUCUGUACUGAGAAGAAUAGAGAUAAGAAACUCGCCUUGGCAGAGAAGAUGGCGAGUAGGAAAGGGGGUGAUGGAGUAGGAUGGGAGCUGAGCAAUGCCGAGUUCAAAUUGUAGAUAGUGAACACUGGCUCUGUUCAUCUUAGCUUUACCACAACGAUCGUGAACAGU